CGACAAAACACACGAAGCCACGCCCAUCAUUUCCCCCCAGCAUGCUUAGCUUCAAGUCAUGGACCAAAAUGACAAUGACCUUCAAGGAACUGAUGGUUCAGUGGCACUUGGAGGUCUUGAUGUUCGCAGGCAGAUCCCGAUCAAGUUGCUGUCUAAACAGUCGAUAAGAGGCAAACCAGCUGCCCGACCCCAGCGAACCACUACCAGACUGCACUCAAAAAGUGAUGAAGAGUCGUUCAGUUAUAAACAGGAUGAAAGGUUUGAGUGCAAAUCUGGAGAUGCUUACGGAAACCAGCGCAGAUACCCUCAACCCAUAUUCUGGGAUUAUAAGCUGAAUUUAGUAGGAGCAAAAGAUGACACUCCGGUUCAUUUUUGUGACAAAUGUGGCCUGCCAAUAAAGAUCUAUGGACGAAUGAUUCCCUGUAAACAUGUUUUCUGCUAUGAUUGUGCAGUACACUAUGAGAAGAAAUGUGACAAGACGUGCCCUGGUUUCUCUCUCUACAGCUGCACGGAUCCCGUCCAGCGCAUCGAGCAGUGCCAGCGGGGUUCACUAUACAUGUGCAACAUUGUGCAAGGCUGUAAACGUACCUACCUCUCACAGCGAGAUCUACAGGCCCACAUUAACCAUCGCCACAUGAGGGCCAGCAAAUCUGGAAGCUCUCGGCCAGACCCGCUGCACCCAACCAUGGCCUCAGAUCCACAAGACCGCUUCCGGCUACCUCCACCACCCCACCUGACCAAGGGGCACCCUCUGCAUCCUCCCCCUCUACACGAUGCUUACAACCAGCCACUGCCAGUCUCACCCUCUUCUUCAGAUCUGGGACCUUCCCAGCGGCCUCUUCCCCCGGAGACCUUCCGGAUUUCCACCGUAACUACACGCACGCAUAGCAACCUCAUCACAGUGCCCAUCCACGAUGACUCUGGGAACCCCUCCCCCCGUGAGCCCCACCCACAGACGCCACCCGGUCCACCUCCACACCUUCACCCCGGUGACUAUUCCAGCCAACCUGUGGUAUCCCAUCCGCACCACAUAAUGCCUCCCCCACAACAACCGCAUUACGGGCCGCCGCCACCACCGCGCCCUCUCAACAUCCCAAUGCAACAUCCACCCCAGGGCUCGGCCACACCUCACAUGGUUUAUAACCAAGCACCACCCAUGUCAACAGCUCCCCCACCAAUCACCCCUCCACCCGGACACAUCAUCAACCAAAUGCCACCUUAUAUGAGUCAUCCACCACCUGGUCCGAUUCCCCAACAUGGAGGUCCACCUCCUCCUCACCACUAUAACCCAAACUCCAUGCCACAGGACCAAGGCACUCUUAGCCCUCCGUUUACCCAACCAGGAGGUAUGAGCCCAGGGAUGUGGCCCAAUCCGUGUGGCCCUCAUCCACCUCGUAUGCAGGGCCCUCCACCACAGGGACAGAUGCCAGGGCCACACCACCCGGAUCAGUCACGUUACAGACCAUAUUACCAGUAGCAUCCUGCC
Molecule: messenger RNA, 1486 nt
Organism: Paramisgurnus dabryanus
Lineage: Eukaryota; Metazoa; Chordata; Actinopteri; Cypriniformes; Cobitidae
Product: E3 ubiquitin-protein ligase Hakai
Biological process (GO): regulation of cell adhesion; protein ubiquitination
Molecular function (GO): ubiquitin protein ligase activity
Source: RefSeq, a predicted model, not a curated record